UCAGACGUAAUGAAAACAGGAAGAAUGGGACUUGACACAAGAAAUGUUGCUGAAUGAAUCAGAGGGUAGAGAGAGAAAAAGAGGCAGCCUAAUGUACAUUUCUCGGCGGCUCGAUGGAUGACAUCGAAGCCAGAAGCACCCUUUUAGCGGAAAAAUAAUCUUGCUCGAGGCUUUGUAUCCUCGGUUUCGUUCCCGGUUGUUGGUACACAUAUGAUGGAACGGGCGAUGGAGCAACUAAACGUACAGCUGAACAGGCUGACCCGCUCUCUGCGUCGCGCCAGGACUGUCGAGCUCCCGGAAGACAAUGAAACCGCCGUCUACACACUCAUGCCAAUGGUUAUGGCUGACCAGCACAGGUCGGUUUCUGAAUUACUCCUCAACUCCAAGUUUGAUGUGAACUACGCUUUCGGACGAGUCAAGAGAAGUCUACUUCACAUUGCUGCCAACUGUGGAUCAGUGGAGUGCCUGGUUCUACUGCUAAAGAGAGGAGCGAACCCUAAUUACCAGGACAUCUCAGGCUGCACCCCUCUUCACCUGGCUGCCAGAAACGGACAGAAAAAGUGUAUGGGAAGACUACUAGAAUACAAUGCAGAUGUGAACAUCUGCAACAAUGAGGGACUGACAGCUAUCCAUUGGUUGGCUGUGAACGGGCGGACUGAGCUGCUUCAUGACCUGGUGCAGCAUGUGACUAACGUGGAUGUAGAGGAUGCCAUGGGACAGACCGCCCUUCAUGUAGCCUGCCAGAACGGACACAAGACUACGGUGCAGUGCCUGCUGGACAGUGGAGCGGACAUCAACAGACCUAACUGCUCUGGGGCCACACCCCUCUACUUCGCCUGCAGCCACGGUCAAAGGGACACGGCACAGAUCCUUCUCUCUCGAGGGGCUAAGUACCUACCUGACAAGAAUGGAGUCACCCCUCUGGAUCUGUGUGUACAGGGUGGUUAUGGGGAGACGUGUGAGAUCCUCAUCCAGCACCAUGGCAGACUGUUUCAGACACUCAUCCAGAUGACACAGAAUGAUGACAUCAAAGAGAAUAUGCUCAGGCAGGUUCUAGAGCAUGUCUCCCAGCAGAGUGACAGUCACUACCAGAAGAUCCUGACCAGUCUAGCAGAGGUGGCCACUACUAAUGGACACAAACUCCUCAGUCUCUCCAGUAGCUACGAGGCUCAGAUGAAGAGUCUGCUGAGAAUCAUCCGGAUCUUCUGCCAUGUCUUCCGCCUGGGCCCUUCCUCUCCCAACAACGGGAAUGACAUGGGAUACAAUGGGAACAAGACGCAGCGUAGCCAGGUCUUUAAGCAUCUACCCCUCUCUUUCUUUCUCUUCCUCUCUCUCUUUCUCUUUCUCUCCCUAUUUCCCUCUCUCUCUCUUUCAACAUCUGUCUGUCUGUCUCUCUCUAUCGCUCUCUCCAUCCCUCUUUCUCUCCCCUCUCUCUCUCCUUUCUCCCCUUCACUCGCUCCCUCUCCUUCACUCACUCAGUCUCUUUCCUUGCCUCCCCCUUUCCUCUCUCUCUCUGAUUUCCUCCAGCCGUUGGAGUUGCUGUGGCACUCUCUAGAUGAGUGGUUGGUGUUGAUCUCUACAGAGCUGGAGAAGAGCCACCAGGACCCCUCCAACUCCUCCUCCUCAGGGAGCGAGAUCGCCUCCCUCCUCCUCAAACAACGUGGCGACGUCAACUCCGCCUCCAUCCCUGCCGUCUUCACGGUGGCUCCGUCGCUGCCACCCUCCAUGCCCCUACCUCCUUUGCUGGACCCAGAGGUUGACAAGAGGACCCCGGAGGUUCUUAUGGAAACGCUGGAGGUAUACGCGGACGGAGAGGAUGUCAUCUCUAUGACGGCCAAUCGGCUCAGCGCGGUGAUCCAGGCCUUCUACAUGUGCUGUUCCUGUCAGAUGCCACAGGGAAUGACAUCUCCUCGCUUCAUAGAGUUUGUCUGCAAGCAUGACGAGGUGCUCAAAUGUUUCGUAACCAGGAAUCCAAAGAUCAUCUUUAACCAUUUCCACUUCCUGUUGGAAUGUCCGGAGCUCAUGUCCCGCUUCAUGCACAUAAUCAAAGGCCAGCCCUUCAAGGAGCGCUGUGAGUGGUUCUAUGAGCACCUAUUGGCAGGACAGCCAGACUCAGACAUGGUCCAUCGACCUGUCAACGAGAACGACAUCCUGCUAAUCCACAGAGAGUCCAUAUUUAGCAGUAGCUGUGCGAUGGUCUCCAAAUCGACCAAUGAAAAGCUCAAACAGGGCAUCGCCGUACGAUUCCAUGGAGAGGAAGGAAUGGGCCAGGGCGUGGUGAGGGAGUGGUUUGACGUCCUGUCCAAUGAGAUCAUCAAUGCAGACUACGGCCUCUUUACCCAGUCAGCGGACGGCACCACGUUCCAGCCCAACAGUAACUCGUCAGUGAACCCUGAUCAUCUGAACUACUUCCGGUUUGCGGGUCAGAUCCUGGGGUUGGCUCUUUACCACCGUCAGCUGGUCAACAUCUACUUCACCCGCUCCUUCUACAAACACAUACUGGGCAUCCCAGUGAACUACCAGGACGUGUCGUCCAUCGAUCCAGAGUAUGCCAAGAAUCUGCAGUGGAUCCUGGACAACGACAUCAGCGACCUGGGACUGGAGCUCACCUUCUCUGUGGAAACAGACGUGUUCGGCGCCAUGGAGGAGGUGCCACUCAAACCUGGCGGGACUAGCAUCAUUGUCACCCAGGACAACAAGGCGGAGUAUGUCCAGUUGGUAACAGAGUUGAGGAUGACUCGAGCCAUCCAACCCCAGAUAAAUGCCUUCCUGCACGGGUUCCACACCUUCAUUCCCCCCUCCCUCAUCCAGCUCUUUGAUGAAUAUGAAUUGGAGCUGUUGCUGUCUGGGAUGCCAGAGAUCGAUGUGCAGGACUGGCACAGGAACACAGAAUACACCAGUGGCUAUGACCUGGAGGAACCUGUCAUCCAGUGGUUCUGGAAGGUGGUAGAAAGCCUUACCCAAGAGGAGAGGGUCCUGCUGUUGCAGUUUGUCACUGGCAGUUCCAGGGUACCUCAUGGUGGCUUUGCCUUUCUGAUGGGAGGUAGUGGCUUACAGAAGUUCACUAUUGCCUCUGUACCAUACACAUCAAACCUACUGCCUACCUCCAGCACCUGCAUCAACAUGAUGAAACUCCCAGAAUACCCCAGCCAGGAGGUCCUGCGGGACAGGCUGCUGGUCGCACUACAUUGUGGGAGUUACGGGUACACCAUGGCGUGACGCUGGCUGCAGCUGCGUCUCAGCGGGACUCCUCUGGUCCAUGCACACGAGAGUGUGUGUGUGUGUGUGCGCAUUGGCAUGGACACAUGCAAGGAAUUCAUCCAACACUUCCUAAUCCAAACAUAUUUCACCUAUCUAUGUGGCAUAUUUCACCUAUCUAUGUGGCAUAUUUCACAUCUAUGUGGCAUAUUUCACCUAUCUAUGUGGCAUAAUUCACUUAUCUAUGUGGCAUAAUUCACUUAUCUAUGUGGCAUAAUUCACUUAUCUAUGUGGCAUAUUUCACCUAUCUAUGUGGCAUAUUUCACCUAUCUAUGUGGCAUAUUUCACCUAUCUAUGUGGCAGUUUGUUAUAGCUGGGUAGAUUCUAUUCUACAGCCAGAACAAGGUAUGAUUUUUAUAAGAUUAACAAGCUCCCAGUCAUUUCAACCCAAUUGAAGGCAAAGGAAAUGUGAUACCCCUGAUUUCACUCUGAACUGUCAAAAACAUGUUACCAUGGUCACAACAACGACUCUAGCCAGACGUCUUAUCCACUACAGACUGGCUGCACAGCAUCCCUCCCACGGCGUGAAGCCAGUCAGCUGCCUUCCUUUAAGUCUCUCUCCUUUGACAUUCUUCUCCUGUAACAUGGUCAUAUGGAAUGAUCUGGUUGGUGUGUAUUUCAGAAUUGGAGGGGGAGUCUAUAAUGAUAUUACAUUAAGGGGGUGUGGCCAGGUGGUUUUACAUGUGUUUACCAGGGAGGUAGUCGUAAAAAGGUGGCGAAGAUUCUAGCCUGCGAGUAACAUAAACACUAAUGCAAAAAAUGCUAAUUUGUCCUAGGAAUAGGUACAUAAAUGAUUCCCAAAAUGAAUAGAAGCAUUAAUGGUGCUUACAGGCGUUUAUCCCCCGCUACAGUACAUCCCUGAUCUUCACAGCUGCCUAACCACAACUCCCUCACCCUAUAAGGUGCAUGUCUCAUGGCUCUACUUUGUGAGGUUCUUCAGUUUAGUGUCAUUCUGUUGUGUUAGUCUGUCAUCUGCAGCUGUAUCUCUGUGUCCUUGUAGUGAUCAUCAGGGCCCAGUUUUUCAAAAGUUAUCUAUCCGGAUUUCGCCUAUUGGAUAGGAUUAAAUGCACAGAACGAAUAGAACAGACGAAUCAUUGACUUCUGUUCAUUCUAUUUCUAUGUAUUUAAUCCUAUCCGGUUAGAAAACUUUUGGAAAACUGAGCCCAGUAGUCAGUCAUCCCUUUCUAUUGUAUCUAACUGGCAGGACUCUGUGCGCGUCCCAAAUGAAUCCGUAGUUCCUAUAUAGUGCACUACUUUUGACCAGAGCCCUAUGGGCCCUGAUCAAAAGUAGUGCAGUAUGAAGGGAAUAGGGUACCAUUUGGGACACGGCCUCUGUUUACCAUGUUGUAUUUCUCCCAGCUCAGUCGACUUAAAGGUUAGAGGAGCACUACAGUAUAUAGAGUUAAGUGAAAGGUUUGGUCAGCAGUGCCAAAAAGGAGAGCCAGUUUUAUUUUGAUUGCUUUUUUGUUUUUAUCCUACCUGAACAUUAUGGUGGAACAUGUUCUAAAAAGGGACAGAAACAUAUCAUGACUUGACAUAUCAUGACUUGACAUAUCAUGACUUGACAUAUCAUGAAUGUAGCUAAGAAAUGUUUUAUUCUUGAUCCUUGAUUUAAAUGACUCUACUUCUUUACAAUGAUGUGGGAAUGUAAAUACUUAUAUUUCAUAUUAUUUAUCACUAUUGUUUUAAAUGUAUGACUUGUUUUGCAAUUGUAAUCAGAUGUUGUAUUGUAUACAGAGCCUUUAUAGAUAUUUCUGCAAAUUACUCAAAAACAAAGUAUGUAUUUUACCAUAAACAUAAUACAUUGUUUAAACUUUGA
Salvelinus fontinalis (brook trout) is the source of this 5077-nucleotide messenger RNA. It is a transcript of the gene hace1, whose product is annotated as HECT domain and ankyrin repeat containing E3 ubiquitin protein ligase 1. The transcript is spliced from 24 exons. Gene Ontology annotation, cellular component: nucleus. NCBI's taxonomy places the organism in Eukaryota, Metazoa, Chordata, Actinopteri, Salmoniformes, Salmonidae. The coding region runs from base 211 to 3219 and encodes 1002 amino acids. Gene Ontology annotation, molecular function: protein binding; ubiquitin-protein transferase activity. Gene Ontology annotation, biological process: protein polyubiquitination; positive regulation of protein catabolic process; proteasome-mediated ubiquitin-dependent protein catabolic process. The record is from RefSeq and is a predicted model, not a curated record.